AUGGUCCACGCCCGACCAUCUCCGAUUUUUUUAAAAUUUGAACAAUGUGAGGAAUGCCCAGGAAAACUGAGUGUCGAAAAUAACAUAAGAGCGAUUUUCGAAGAAGCUGUAAUUUCCCAUGAUGAUAAUCGCAGUUCAUUGAUUUCCGUACAGGAUACAGUUGACAGUUUCAUUGAAAGAUUUUCGCAAAAACUUGACGAGUUGUCAUCGCAUCAUUACAUAAGCAAAGAACAAUUGAAAUAUCUUAGCGAUUCUAAAGAAAAUUUAAAAAAUUCGGAGUGUAUUGCUUUAAUGGAUUUUGCUGAAAAUUAUUCGGUGAUAAUACAGGAUGCAAUCCAGAGUCAACAUUGGAGCAACACGCAAAAUGGCACAUUUUUGCAACUUUUCAUGGUAAAAGUCCUUGCGAUGGAAUUGGAGGGACAACAAAAAGAUCAGAUAUUGAACGCCAGAGAUUUUUACACAUACGCUGAUGCGAAAAUAAAUGGUAUUAAAUUUUUUUGGGUAGACAAAAAAGAAAUUAAAGAUCUGCUAGGAAUGCUUGAAAAAGAUUUAGGUCAGCAGAUAAAAUAA
This is a messenger RNA of Helobdella robusta, 570 nucleotides long. RefSeq lists its product as hypothetical. Bases 1 to 570 code for a protein of 189 amino acids. The record is from RefSeq and is a predicted model, not a curated record. Lineage: Eukaryota; Metazoa; Annelida; Clitellata; Rhynchobdellida; Glossiphoniidae. The transcript is spliced from 3 exons.